Cucumis sativus (cucumber) is the source of this 1103-nucleotide messenger RNA. RefSeq names its product B-cell receptor-associated protein 31. Gene Ontology annotation, cellular component: endoplasmic reticulum; endoplasmic reticulum membrane. Lineage: Eukaryota; Viridiplantae; Streptophyta; Magnoliopsida; Cucurbitales; Cucurbitaceae. Bases 136 to 768 code for a protein of 210 amino acids. The record is from RefSeq and is a predicted model, not a curated record. The transcript is spliced from 2 exons. Gene Ontology annotation, biological process: intracellular protein transport; endoplasmic reticulum to Golgi vesicle-mediated transport.
UAAAAAGAAAAGGGGGAGUAGGGUAUCAUUGGAUCCAGACUGGAAUAAGGUUCUACCGAACGCCAUCGCCAUCGCCAUUAGCCAACGCCUGGAACAAACGGUGAACGGUCUGUUGCACGAGGACUCCCAUCCACCAUGAUUCAGCUUCUCUUCACCGUAAUCGCUACCCAAAUGGCUCUGAUUUUGACUCUCCUCUUCCGGACUCCUCUCAGGAAGCUUGUCAUCUUCACUUUAGAUCGUCUUAAGCGCGGUAAAGGCCCUAUCGUUGUUCAAACAAUCGCCGGAACUGUCUUCGUUGUUCUUCUUUCUAGUGUCUAUAGCAUGCUUAAGAUCCAUAAUCGCAUGGUUGAGGCUGGUGAGGUUAAUCCCACCGAUCAGGUCCUUAUGUCCAAUCACUUGCUUGAGGCUUCUCUCAUGGGUUUUCUGUUGUUCCUUGCACUGAUGAUUGAUAGACUACAUCAUUACAUCCGAGAGCUUCGACUACUUCGGAAGACCAUGGAGGUUGCAAAGAAGCAAAUUCGAGCAUCAGAGGACGCAAGCGCAGAGAAGCUUAAAGCCCUAGGAGAAGAGGCAACUACCAUGAGGAAUAAAAUAACCAAAUUGGAAUCCGAAGUUGAGGUAAAAACAAAGGAAGCAAAUGAUGCAGAAGCUGAGACAGAUGCUUUAAGAAAGCAAUCUGAGGAGUACCUGCUCGAGUACGAUCGCUUACUGGAGGACAAUCAAAAUCUUCGGAAUCAGUUGGAGUCAAUUGAACAUGCCUCUUCGUAAUCUCUGACCAAGCAGGUUGUCGUAAAAUCUUUUACGCAUAAUGUCGGAGGCAUAAGAAAAUGGUGCAUUUACGCUUUUUUGCUUAAUCAGAGUGCCUCUGAUUAGUUGGGGUAUGUAUCAAUGAAAUGAAGUUAAGCUGGGAAAUUGAUGGAAAUAUGUUCUUUUACAAACUGGGUAAAGUGUUAAAAGUGAAAGCUUAAUGCAUUUAGACUACUUUUCAUGGCUGUUUAUGUGUACUUUUUUUUUUUAAUGUAAUUACAUUGUAUAUGACAUAUGAUCCAAUGUAAUUGAUUUUGAUAAUUGCAAGUUCACAGGCGGAUAGGCAAUUUUAGUCA